This is a messenger RNA of Puntigrus tetrazona (Sumatra barb), 4281 nucleotides long. RefSeq names its product arylalkylamine N-acetyltransferase 2 (gene aanat2). Gene Ontology annotation, biological process: response to light stimulus; circadian rhythm. The transcript has 3 exons. NCBI's taxonomy places the organism in Eukaryota, Metazoa, Chordata, Actinopteri, Cypriniformes, Cyprinidae. Gene Ontology annotation, cellular component: cytoplasm. Gene Ontology annotation, molecular function: aralkylamine N-acetyltransferase activity. The record is from RefSeq and is a predicted model, not a curated record. The coding region runs from base 2072 to 2698 and encodes 208 amino acids.
UUUAAAGGGAGACUGUUACAAUAAAAAUACAUUUUAACACGAGAUGGUCAGUUUUAAUAAUAAAAUCCCAUUUUUGAAAAAUAUGAUACUCAAACCUCCAUUAGGUGGCGGCAAAUCACAGUUCAAUUAAUAAGUCGUGAAAUCAUUCCCUUCGCUCAAAAGGAUUUAAAAAUAGAUAAAAAAAAAUGUAUUUGCCCAGUGGCGCUCUUCCUUUGGUAUUGCUUAUCUAUGUAUAGUUUUUAAAAACUCAUAUAGCCAGGCAUAAGGUGCUUAUGAGAAAACUAUGAACUGCUCGAACAAACAAACAUGGCGUCCUCGUGCAGUCUCAUGAUGACACGGGUGCUUUUAAAAGCAGGUGAGUUACACAGUCACAAAAUAAAGCACAUACCCUAUUUUCAUUGUCUGAGCAUGUUAGCGGAUUACCGCAGAUAUAUUUGGUCGUGAUGAGUCAUGCUCAAAAACACUAACAGCUCAGCCGACUAUAACGUGACAGUGUUUGGGGUCAUUGUUAGCGCUGAAUCAUAAUAGAUGUUAUUCCCUGCGAAACACGAUUGCUGUAAACGCUCGAUUUUUUAAUAUCAAGUGACUACUGAACAUAGUCAUAACAUGUUAAAAUGCGUAUAUCUUGACUGGAGAAACAUAAGGAUGCUGAAAUUGUUUUGUGAAGACUGUACACUGAGCAGCAGUUCAGCUGGUGAUUGGAAUUACCCCGAAAGGUCGUCGAAGGUCAAGGCAUCUUAAAAUGAAGUAGGUCCUCUUAUCAUGUCAUUGGAGGUCGAGCAUUAACCCAGAGCUUCCUCUCAUUGAGUGUGACGUAGCUGGAGGUAAAGAGCUGGAUUCCUCAGGCUUCAGCCAAUUAUUGAACUAAGUCACUAGACUAGAUAUAUUUAGUUUGUCUGAUGUCAUUCAGCCUUUAAAGUGAAAGCUCCUUAAACUGUGUCGAUGUGAAAAGGAAUAAUAUUUAAAGACAAAAUACACAGCUAAUUUUCUGUAUGGGUUGCCAAUUUAAACAAAAGGCAAAACUACCCAACAAAAUGUACAAAAUGAAAAUAUACUAUCCAAAAAUAAUAUUUUUGAUAGUAUUUUAUAUUAGAUUCACACUUGAUUUGGCAGAUUUUUAGGUAAACGUAAACCAGGUUAUAUUCAGAAAAACGCUUAUCGCUUCACUUUCCUUUUAAUUAGGUGUCCAACCCUCUCUGGGAUGACAAAAAUAUCAGUUAAUAAAUAUCAAAACAUAUACAUUAAUUUCCAGACAUUCAGAUUUCUUUUAUUUACAAAAGGUGUCAGUAAAGACGUUCACAUUUAUUUUACAAGUAAAUGCUUUAUAUUCAUCAUCCUGAAAAGAAAGCAUCGUGGUUUCCACAAACAUAUGAAGCAGCAUAACUCUUUUCAACCUGCAAAUCAACAUUUAUUAGCUUGACGUCACAGGAAUAAAUGAGAUUUUAAUAUAUUAAAAUAGAAAACGAUACAUUCGGAUUGUGAAGAUACUUUAUACUUUUACAGUUUUACUGUAUCAAAUAAAUACAGCCUUGGUAAGCAUUUACUUUAACAAACAUUAAAAAAUCUUACAGACCUCGUUUAUUAGUCUGGAAAAACAUUUUAAUAGUGAAUAACAUCCUUAUUCUCUUUUCAAGCACUGCCUUGCUGAAUUUGGUAACACCAAAUACGUAAGGGCUGGCGUAAACUCUACAAAGCUCAUUUUGGCUGUACAAUCAGUUUCUGGGUAAGCAUUGGGAGGCGCGCCGCGAGUAGGCUAUUAGCGCACAGACUCUUAGGAAAUUGCUGCGGCUUCACGUGGCACGUGCGCACAUCACUAUCCCUCUAAAGACGGGGCACUUUAGCAGAUCGGGGCGGGCCGGGACAAAGAGAGGGACUGGGGGAGGAGGGUUAAAGAGGAGGAGGUAUAGUGUGAUAGGACUCAAACACUUCUGACCGCAGAAGAGAGCGGCCGGACAAAUCCACCGAGGGAAGGACAGCUCUGAAGUGAGGAGAAACUAAGAGCCGAGGAGGCCGAGUUAGUUUUGCAGACCGAACUGUCCUCCAGCCGUCAGAAGUGCGCGCGUGUCAGACCAUGGCACCGCAGGUCGUCAGCUCACCCUUCCUGAAGCCCUUCUUUCUGAAGACACCUCUUAGCGUUGCCAGUCCUCGACGCCAGCGACGACACACGUUACCCGCCAGCGAGUUUCGAAAUCUCACCCCACAGGACGCCAUUAGCGUGUUUGAGAUAGAGAGAGAAGCAUUCAUCUCCGUUUCCGGUGAAUGUCCGCUCACGCUUGAUGAGGUGCUUAGUUUCCUGGGCCAGUGUCCCGAGCUCUCGAUGGGAUGGUUUGAAGAGGGUCAGCUGGUGGCCUUCAUCAUUGGAUCUGGCUGGGACAAAGAGAAACUAGAACAGGAGGCCUUGACCACACACGUCCCAGACUCUCCCACGGUACACAUCCACGUGUUGUCUGUGCACCGCCACUGUCGGCAGCAGGGCAAAGGCUCCAUCUUGCUUUGGCGAUACCUGCAGUACCUGCGCUGUCUCCCCGGGUCACGCCGGGCCCUGCUGGUCUGCGAAGAGUUCUUGGUGCCUUUCUACCAGAAGGCUGGCUUUAAGGAGAAGGGUCCCUCGGCCAUCAACGUGGGGGCUUUGACCUUCACAGAGAUGGAGUAUCAGCUCGGAGGCCUGGCUUAUGCACGACGAAACAGCGGAUGUUAAUUUCUGUAGCUCAUUUUAUCCUGAUUCGGGACACCAUGCGUAGAUUCUGGACAGCUCUCGGCAAUCACUGGCUCAAAGCCCUUCCAGCUCCUGAGCAAGAACCAGAGACUUACCUAUGCACUCAUUUAAAGAGAUCGAACCAGUUACAUUUGGGUAUACGAAGGUUAAAGGUGUUGGUUGUUUGCUGCGUUUUUUUCUUGUGUACUGCCCAAGAUACACUGCACACUUUACUGGUCAAAAAACAGUGGCUGUUUUUAACGAUUUAAUGAGGAUUUUGUUCUUUGGAAAACCAUAUUCAUUAAAAAAAACAAUUUGUUGUUGAUGAAUACAAAAUAUAUUAAUUUUAAUCAAAUUUAACAUUCUUCUGUAAAAAAAACAACAAAAAACAUUCAAAAUGUUAGGUCAGAAAAAUAAUAAAAUAAUUUAAAAUUUGAAAAUUGUAUUUUUUAUAUGUUCCCAACUCUUGGUUUGCAAAUGGACAAUGAAAUGUUGAUUUUUUUAUUGUUGUAGAAUAAAACCUUUCUGCAUUUGUGACGAUGUGCUUUGGAAAUGCAAACUAUGUAUACAGUGUAUGAACUGAUGUAAACUUUAACGUUCUCUGUGGCAUUAGUCAUACUCUCAUGCAUAACUAAUCAAUAAAAAUACAAAUCUAACAACAAAGCUAUAUUUUUGUCAUGUGUAUUUUUCUAUGCACAGUGGUUGAGAAAACAUUUCAGUAACACUUUACAAUAUAGUCAGAUGCUGAUUGCAGCUGACGAUACUGACGCAUACAACUUUUGAUUUCAAUCAUGUAUUAGUAAAUGUUGAAAAUAACAUUAAGAUUGAGCUUUAGAAGUAUUUCUCAUUUUUACUGUAGUUUAAUGUUAACAAAUGGAACCUUAUUGUAAAGUGUUACCAGCAUUUCAUUGGGUUUAUGGAUACAUAUUGUUAUUAUCCUUGGUACUGUAGUACCGUAGUAAAUUUUGUUCCAAAACUGGUCAGAAGGGUUUAGUAUGGAAGUCUGUUUCCACCUCAGAGUUAAUAAAAGUCAGAAAAUUUUAAGUAAUAAAGCCACAUUGUGAGAUUUAAAGCGAUAUAAAGUCACAAUUAUGAGAAAUUUGCUACUUUAACAUUUUUGCUAAGUUAAAAUUUUGAUCUGAAGUCACAAUUGGGAAGGUAUAAUGUCGCAAAUUACAAGAUAAAAUGUUACAAUUGUGAGAUAUGAAGAUAUAAAAUUGUAAUUGUGCGAUAUAUUGCGACGUCAUGAAAAAUGAUGAGAAAUAAAGUCACAUUGCUACUUAUAAGGUCACAACUGCAUAGUAUUAAGUCACCAUGAGAUAUGAAGGUAUAAGGUACAAUUAUAAAAAAACGUCACAGAGUUACAGAUUACAAGUAACAAGGUUACAGUGUGAGAUAAUAAGCUAUACUGUAAGAAAUGAAGCUGCAGUUAUGAGAAAUUGUCACAUCGCAAUAUACUUUUUGCGAGAUAAUACUGCGAAAUGUAACUUUUGAAAAAUAGUAACUGUGAGAAAAAGUAUUAAUUAUGGGAUAUAAAGUCACAAUUAUGAGAUAUUAAGUCACUGAGAUAAGUUUCAAUUAUGCAA